This is a messenger RNA of Fusarium odoratissimum NRRL 54006, 1173 nucleotides long. RefSeq lists its product as uncharacterized. The record is from RefSeq and is a predicted model, not a curated record. The transcript has a single exon. NCBI's taxonomy places the organism in Eukaryota, Fungi, Ascomycota, Sordariomycetes, Hypocreales, Nectriaceae. The coding region runs from base 1 to 1173 and encodes 390 amino acids.
AUGGACACAAGAGUCGCAUGUAUGCGACCAAGCUUCUCAAGCAUAAAGGUCCGCCAUGAUUCGAGGUUAUACCAUGCGAUUGAAGGAUCUGUCUGGUCCGAAGAAACGGUCCCAAGACUGCAUACUUGGUCAGGAAAGAAUGGACACCCCCAUCCGUCUCACUUCAAAUGUUCCUUCAGUGCCCCGAGAGAUGGAGACGCGGCGACCAAGGAGCCAAUUAGCAUCUGCGAUGUUCCUUUUAUGGAUGAGGGUUAUCAACGCCAAACGGGACUGGUCUCGGAGAUGUUCCCUAUCGAUGGGCAACCCAAUGCCGGUCUUGUUUUGGGGCCCAUGUAUCUCGUUAUCAAUGCCACAGGUAAUCAGCGAGGCUGGCAAGAGUUUGAUGGGGAGGAAAUAGAUAUCAAAACCGAAAAUAUGCUCACCGACAGCAGUGAGUGGGUCACACUGCAAACUUAUGUUGGCGGUCUGCCCAUUGGCAUUCGCAUGACCCUUUGCUCCUUCGCCCCGCAGGUCCAAGACCUUAACAUUACGGCUACGAGGUCACAGGGUGCUGCUGAGGUAACUACACGCUGGUUAGACUCAUCCAACAUGUACGACACAGAGGAUAUCCGGACACAACUAGGAGUUACUACGCACCUUAAAUCCAACGUCGACCGUGGAAUAUUCAAGCUUGCAAAGAAGGAUUCAUGGCUUAUCCCACACGUUUGGUAUAAUGAUAACAAUUCAAGCCUGUUGGUCGCCAAGACGCCGCCAGUAGAUCCGAUAGCGAUUAGGAACAGCGCUUUCACCGGCCUUCCGGGUGCGGCGAUGGAUGAUUCUACCGUUGAAAUGAACCUACCAGACGACAGUGGGUUCAAAUACAGCACUGCCGACGACCACAUUGAUAUCCGCGCCGUUACACUACGACGCUUGCAUGCCGCUGUGUUCACAGCCACGAUAAAAAACACAGGUAGCGCAGCCUGGGCAAUCCAGGCUCUUAUUACGACUCUCUUCAGCAUGUCCUAUUACGACUUUAUUACCCAAUUUAGCGUUUCAGCACCAGCAGAAUUGGAGGUAAAGCUGACAGCCACGCGGCCAAUGUCUUUCCGGUUCUUUAUAAUUGUCUUAAUAAUUAUAGCAGUACAUCUCUCAGUUAUGAUCUUUAUAACAGCAUGGUUUUUACAACACGCUUAG